This is a messenger RNA of Moneuplotes crassus, 948 nucleotides long. The record is from the annotation of a GenBank genome assembly. NCBI's taxonomy places the organism in Eukaryota, Ciliophora, Spirotrichea, Euplotida, Euplotidae.
UGGAAAAUGGAGGCUUUUGAGAAGCAACUAACUGAUAUAGUUAAGAAGUCAGAGAUUAAUGACUUCAACAUUCAAGAGGGAGCAUCAAUCAUGGUCAAGCUGAUAGAAGACAUGCCUGCCAUUGUGAAAGCAAUGAACUCUGGCUUUGAGAAGAACUUCAACAAUUGAAAGAACCCUUAUAAUCUCCUAUUUAAUAUCUACUUGGUCAGUGAAUUCUUGAACAGAUUUUAUAAGCAAAAGGAAAUGAUUGUAGACUUCCAAAAAGAAGUAGAUAGAUCUUUGCUACAGUGGAUCCAAGGGAUCUGCUCAAAAUGCAGUGAAUACAGCCCGUUAAAUAUGAGAGUCCUAGAAGAACUCUACCAAGUCAUCAAAGUUUGGAUACAAACAUUGGAAAUGGGAUUUCCUUAUUUUGAUGCAGUUAUGCUACAUAACUUUAGAUCUCAAGUUUAUGAUAAGCUUUACUGCUUUAAGUUUACUUCAAAAAUGUUGCAGGAUGGGGCUGAGCCUCAGGUAUAUCCUCAUCCUCGUGAUAUGAAAAUUUGUGACCAGCAAGAACCAUGGACGAUGUUCCCUGUGCAAAGAUACAAUGAUGACUACUAUGAUAUCAUGCUGCAAAAUGAAGAAUUAUUUCACUUAUCGGAUACUUCUACUAAAAUUGAUUCUAAAUCAGAUAGCCUGAACACUAAGGUGAGAAAUCUAGAGAGGACUGAUCUUAGUCACCUCUCUCCACAAGAGCUCAAAGAAAUGGCGUCUUCCUUAUCUGAGAUGGAAACUGAGAAUGCUGAGCUUUUAGAAGACACCAUGAAGACAGAGAUAAUCAUGAGAAAUCUUCUUGAAACAUUUAAGGCUGAUAUGGAACUAGAUGAGGAUAGAGAGGAGUCAGUUAUCACUUUUAAAAAAGAGCUGGAUGACAAGGAACAAUAAUGUAGAUUACUCUUUCAAUUUCUC